CGGGGCUGGAGCUAACCGGACGGGUCGCUCCGGCUCUCCGGCGACAGGAGCUUCCCGGCCCUGGAGAAGGGGCGAGUCCCGGGCGAGCCCCCGGGGAGUGCCGCGCGCUCGACAGGGACGGUCGGGCUACCCCGGCCCGCUGAGGGCUCGGCGCCGGGCUCCCCUCCUUUCCACCUCGCGAGGAAGGGAGGCAGGGAGGGAAGGAGGGGAGGGGAAGGUCCCGCGGAGGAGGCAGAAUGGCCGGUCGAGGGGGUCUGGGGCGCUGCUUUUCCCAGGAGCUGCCUCCAGUCCUGCGACUGCCGCGAGGGCUGGCCUGAGCAGGGGCUCCAGGCUCUCCCGCUGCGAGGCAGCGCGGCCCCCCGGGGCCGGGGCACAGGCGCCGGCAUGUCGUCCGGCACCAUGAAAUUCACUGGCUACUUGAGGGUCCGCAUCGGCGAGGCCGUGGGGCUGCAGCCCACCCGCUGGUCCCUGCGCCACUCGCUCUUCAAGAAGGGCUACCAUCUGCUGGACCCCUACCUGACUGUGAGCGUGGACCAGGUGCGCGUGGGCCAGACCAGCACCAAGCAGAAGACCAACAAACCCACGUACAAUGAGGAGUUCUGCGCCAACGUCACCGACGGUGGCCACCUCGAGCUGGCCGUCUUCCACGAGACGCCCCUGGGCUACGACCACUUCGUGGCGAACUGCACCCUGCAAUUCCAGGAGUUGCUGCGUACGGCCGGCACCUCGGACACGUUCGAGGGCUGGGUGGAUCUGGAGCCAGAAGGGAAAGUAUUUGUGGUAAUAACCCUAACAGGGAGUUUCACUGAAGCUACUCUCCAGAGAGACCGGAUCUUCAAACAUUUUACCAGGAAGCGCCAAAGAGCUAUGCGAAGGCGAGUCCACCAGAUCAAUGGGCACAAGUUUAUGGCCACAUACCUGAGGCAGCCCACCUACUGCUCUCACUGCAGGGAGUUUAUCUGGGGAGUAUUUGGGAAACAGGGUUAUCAAUGCCAAGUGUGCACCUGUGUCGUCCACAAGCGCUGCCAUCAUCUGAUUGUUACAGCCUGCACUUGCCAAAACAAUAAUAACAAAGUGGAGAUUGCUGAACAGAGGUUCGGAAUCAAUAUCCCACACAAGUUCAGCAUCCACAACUACAAAGUGCCGACAUUCUGCGAUCACUGUGGCUCCCUGCUCUGGGGGAUAAUGCGACAAGGACUUCAGUGUAAAAUCUGUAAAAUGAAUGUGCACAUCAGAUGCCAGGCGAACGUGGCUCCUAACUGUGGGGUGAACGCGGCAGAGCUCGCCAAGACUCUGGCUGGGAUGGGCCUCCAACCCGGAAAUAUUUCUCCAACCUCGAAGCUUGUUUCCAGAACCACUCUAAGACGACAGGGAAAGGAGAGCAUCAAAGAAGGAAAUGACGUCAGGGUUAAUUCUUCCAACCGACCUGGUAUCGACAAUUUUGAGUUCAUCCGAGUGUUGGGGAAGGGGAGCUUCGGGAAGGUGAUGCUUGCAAGAAUCAAAGAAACAGGAGCCCUGUAUGCUGUGAAGGUGCUGAAGAAGGACGUGAUCCUGCAGGACGAUGACGUGGAAUGCACGAUGACGGAGAAGAGGAUCCUGUCCUUGGCCCGCAGUCACCCCUUCCUCACUCAGCUGUUCUGCUGCUUUCAGACUCCUGAUCGUCUGUUUUUUGUGAUGGAGUUUGUGAAUGGGGGUGACUUGAUGUUUCACAUUCAGAAGUCUCGUCGUUUUGAUGAAGCACGAGCUCGUUUCUAUGCUGCAGAAAUCAUUUCGGCACUUAUGUUCCUGCACGAGAAAGGAAUCAUCUAUAGAGAUCUGAAACUGGACAAUGUGCUGUUGGACUACGAAGGCCACUGUAAACUGGCGGACUUCGGGAUGUGCAAGGAGGGGAUCUGUAAUGGAGUCACCACGGCAACCUUCUGUGGCACCCCCGACUAUAUUGCUCCAGAGAUCCUCCAGGAGAUGCUCUAUGGGCCUGCAGUAGAUUGGUGGGCCAUGGGUGUGUUACUCUACGAGAUGCUCUGUGGUCAUGCGCCCUUCGAGGCAGAGAACGAAGAUGACCUCUUUGAGGCCAUACUGAACGAUGAAGUGGUCUACCCUACAUGGCUCCAUGAAGAUGCCACAGGAAUCCUGAAAUCUUUCAUGACCAAGAACCCCACCAUGCGCUUGGGCAGCCUGACUCAGGGCGGUGAGCAUGCCAUUUUGAGACAUCCUUUCUUUAAGGAAAUCGACUGGGCGCAGCUGAACCAUCGCCAAAUAGAACCACCUUUCAGACCCAGAAUCAAAUCCCGAGAAGAUGUCAGUAAUUUUGACCCUGACUUCAUAAAGGAAGAGCCAGUUUUAACUCCAAUUGAUGAGGGACAUCUUCCUAUGAUUAACCAGGAUGAGUUUAGAAACUUUUCCUUUGUGUCUCCAGAAUUGCAACCUUAGUCUUAUGGGGAAUGAGAGAGAUGGUAUGAGAAUCACAAGGGGAUACAGAUUUUCCAGGAAUUUCCUUUGUGAGAAACUCUCCAGCAUCAGCCUUAGAACAAGAACCUUCCCUUCAGGGAGCAGGUGGAGAACUCUGUGAAGGAUGGAACUUGAAGAGAUCAACUAUUUCAAGUCCUGAGGGAGCCAUGGUACUGGAAAUCGCUGAUACUGGAAUGAGAGUUCAUGAAGAAAUAUACUGCUCAACCUGUGAGUUUCCGUGGCUAUUUCAGGCUUAGGAUAUUAACAGGAGCCAAAAGGAGAGAAGUUGUGAAGAAUAAACCAGAUCCUAGAAAUCCUGAGCCAAACAGGCUUUUUACUUCAAGAGACAAGUUGAGACUUUGUAUGGACCACUCUGUGCUCUUCUUUAAGCCAAUGAGUCCCUAAUACUGGCAUUCUGCAAGAAUCCUCUAAGUGCUAAUGAAGAAUUUAAAGAUAAGGAAAUGGAUGGCUUUCCAAAUAGAGUGAUUUCCUCUGAAGAAAAAAAAAAAGUGAUAUUCAUAAAACUCACAACUUAAAGCCCAGUCUUGAAAACAGAUGUCGAGGACCAAGACAACUGCUCCAGCUUGUUUUCUCCUUACUUUUACGGCUAUUUAUUGAGUGUCCAGUGAGACGGUGCCACAAUACCCAGUAGCGUAAACAACAGAUUUUCAUUCACCAGGCUUUCAUUCUGGAGUCCAUUAGUUUACCGGAAUGGGGUUUGCGUUCUGUGAAAUGCCUCUCCACAUUGCGUAUGUCAUACGUCUUUGUCUGCACGUAACUCUUUUUUCACAGAAGGCUCACUGCCACAACAGCAACUCUUCGCACAACCAGCAGGUGAGCUAGAGGUGCUUGCUGCCUGCUGACUUGUGGAAUCUCUUCUUGGAGCAAUGUGUCAAUAUCGCUCUGGACUCAUCAGUGAAGUAUGGCACACCACUCACGUCAGUGACCAUACCUAUGGCUUAAACAUUAGCAGUUUAUUUAAAUUAUGUUUUAAGAGACAAAGAUGUUUGUUUGGUAUGCAUUUUAAUAAUUAGAAAUGGCUCUUGUAAACAGGACCUUUAUCAAAGAAGGACCUUAUAAUAUGUACCCAUAUACGCAGUUGGAGAAAUUUUAUCUGGCUGGAAAUAAAUGCAUUUUGUAGCAAAAGGAAAUUUGUCAUCUAGAAGGAUUUGUCCCAUCCGCACCAGGAGAGUAGACAGCUAAUUAAUAUAAAAGCUUUGAGCAGAAUGGAUAGAACUCUUGACUUAAAGCAAAUUCCUGAGAGGAAAAGUUGGCAUAACCUUCUGUGUAUCCCUUAAGUGAACAUGGCCUGUCUCUUAGUGACCAAAACUUCUGUUCUGAAUCAGGGUAACGAUGGCUAAGCAUUGCUGCAACAGACUAACCCUCAAACUCUCAGUGGCUAGACUGAAUGUUUAUUUCUCAUUCACAUAAAGUAUAGUGCAAGUUCAGUGGCCCUCUUCCAUCUUGUAACUUUGCCAUCUGGAAAACGUAGCUUCCAAGGUUGCCGUAGCAAUGGAAAACAGAGAUGGAGGAGAUGCUUGCUGCCUAACUAGGCCUCUGAGAAGGGACACACAUCACCUCUGCUAACAUAUUGGCCAGAACAAAUGGGAUGGAGAAUUACAGGCAACCAAGGGGUAUCUGGCUAGUAGUGGCAGUCCCUGUUGGGGGCUCUUUUUUGCAUUCCAAAGUGAAAAAUGACUUUUGAAUGACCAGAGUGGCGAGGAGCCACCCUCUGUGUUUGUUUGGCACUUAGCAGUUCAUCGGCACUCUCGCCUACAUGAUUUCACUAGAUCUUCACACUAUUCCUGUGAGGUAGGCGGGUCAUGCCACCACUGUUUCCAGUGUGAAUACCCGGUACGUUUUACAAAUGGGAAGAAGAGAGGCUCAGACCAGUGGAGUUAGUUGGUUGCCCAAAGGUUUCAGACUUGGUAAGGAAUCAUCCAGUCUAGAGUUUAAAUCUUUGAAGUUCUAAUCCAAAACACUUCUGGAAAGGGAGGGAUUGUUCUGACUUUACUACUUUUUGGCCUUCAUAGCUACUUUGCAGCUCAGGGUCUUCAGUUGCUCUGUGGGGCUGAUAAACUGCUUGAUAUGGUUUAUUCCACACUGGUAAAGACCCAUGAAGAACAAAGCAUGCCUCCUGUAUCCCUCUACAAAAUCUGUUAUCACAGCCCUUCAGAAGACCCAACGUCCUCUUUGCUGAGUCAGUGUCAUCACUCAGCAGCUUCCCUCUUCACAAUCUGUUCUCAAGUCUGUUCCCUGGGUCCCCCAGUUUGGAUUAAGUCCAUUCUUUGGAGAGAAUUCCAGACCUAGAUAAUCAGAUAGAUUAUCAACAGCCAAUGAUUUUGCUAUGAUAGGAUUUCUGGUGCUUCUUCCUCAUCCCUCUCUUAUAUGUGAAGAGAGAGAGGAGGUAAAGGAUAUUUACUUGUAAAACAAGAGUCUCCAACUCCAGGUUUAGAGCUUGGCUUCACAUCUCUCAUCAGUUCUCCUAAACCCUGCGUCCCUCCUGAGGAUCACAAGGCCACCCGCUCACACUUCCUGGAGCAGACUGCCCACUUGCUGGCCACGAGCCAUUCGAUCAGCAGGUGCUGAGUCUGCUGGAACUGCCGGUUCCCUCAGUUCAGCUGGCAGCAUGGCGGUCAAGACGAGGUCACACUUAACCUUCCCUCCCUCAGGACCAUGUUGCCUCUUGGAUAACAAAUCCUGAGAAAACCUCAGGCCUUAUCCCCACAUCCAUUUGGCCCUACUCUCGUAAACUAUUCCACACCAACCUAACUAAAUUAGACAUGCAGGCUUGAGUAUCUGAAAGGAGAAUUACUACAAAGUAUUUGCUUCGAGAUGUUGAUCAGCCUGUGGCUACAGAAGUUGUUUUCACUUCAUAAUACUGGCUAACUUUUAGUGCAGGUUUGUCAUGUGUAAGGCCCUGUUCCAAACACUUUAAAUGCACUUACUCAUUCAAUACCCCCAAGAGGUAGGUACGCUCAUUUUCAUUGUACAGAUGGGGAAACUGAGGUACAGAGCGGUUAAGUAACUUGUCCAAAGUCAUACAACUAAAGCAGUAGGGUUAGAUUUGGACCAGGCAGUUUAACUCUGGAGUCCCUGCUUUUAGCCCAAUUUGGUGAGGUUCUUCUAUGAAGGCCAAUUCUAUUUUUCCCACUUUUGUGGGGUUUCGAGAACAAUAAAAAGGGCAUAAACUGGGAUUAGCAGGGAGCACUAGAUAAACUGCCAGCUGGGCAGGACGGCAUUAGUCACCCUGUCUGUGGAACCAUUCAUCAGGAGUGAGAUUGCAUGAUUUGCAUAUCAAGGGCCCGGAGCUGCUCAGCCCACUCAGAGGAACCGGGGCUGGCCAGAGUGACGCAAUCCAGACUUAGAGCUCCCGCGGAAGAGGAACUAGUCUGGCUCAAAGUGGAUCCUCUAAGCCCGUCUGAACCCCUGGGUAACAUCUGAGGCUUGGUGAGGUUUCCAGUCCUUUCCUCUCCCAUCUGGAGGAGGCUCUUCGUGUUUCAGUGACUCCUCGCGACCGCCUGCCGGCUCGUGGGGCGUUCUCAGGAAGAAGGCGUGCAGCCCGCGGCCCACCUGGGAAGCUGCAUGUUUACAGCUACAGAGCUGACGUAACUUGGUAGCAAAGAAAAGAGCAAAAAUAAAAACACCCCACUUAUCGUGUAUUGAUCUUAAUUGGGUACACAUUGCCUUGAACAUCGUCCAGCCACAGAUUUGGCCUUGAUCAUAUCAUGGGCCAGUGCUCUAGAGCUUUGUGCCCUCUUUAUUCCCAGGUUUGGUCGUCCUGAUUGCUUAAUCCGUCCGUGUUGACUUAAAGUGACUAGACAGCUCACUGUGAUCGCCCCUGGCUCAGAGUCACACUGGGUCCUAUAACUUCUCAGUUUACGUCAUCUGAGGAUAAGACAUAAGCUGUAGCCUGAGACGUUUGCGGUGGAAAUGAGCCUGUGGUCAUGUGUUCUUCUGAACUGAGUUGCAGGUUGGAAAGAGCAGCUAUAAAUGGGGCUUUGUAGUCUUCCUUCCUUCCUGUGUUGAAUUAGAACCAGAGCUGAGGGUGCCACCCUCAGCUUCAUCCUGUCCCAGCUGCCCCCCGUCACCUCCACUGCCAGUCGGUUGCUCUUUCUCUCCUCUCCGCUUCCUCACUCUUUAUUCCCCAGUGUAAUAGGUCGGUUCUGUACUCUCUCCCUUCGUCUGUCAUUUGAUUUUCAGAGCCCAACCUGUCAUAGUGCCAGUUUUCCAACCACCAAGACGACGACAGAAAAUCCUAAGUUACAUAUUUAUUUUAUAGGCUUUUUUAGAUCCCAGAAAUGGCAGCCGCCUUUCCCAUGUAUUUCUGCAUCUUUGGCAUCACUGUGCAUCAGCUCUUGCCCUGGCAUAGACUGCCUGUGAGAGCAACUCUGCCUCUCCCACCCCCAAUGGUUCUGGGAGGCAGGAUGUCACAGAGGGAACUUGAGCAGAGUGCAGACCUGUGCGCUGAAUCUGCCACUUCUUGUGUGUUCUUGGGGAAAGGUAGUCUUUUCCCCAGAUUUUUUGUUCUCAUUUGUGAAAUGGGACUGAGAUCAGCACCUGCCCACCUUGUGUCAUCACUGCAGGGAUUUGCUGUGAUAGUCUGUGUCAAGCACCUACCCCAAGGCUGGGACAGAGAAAAUGCUCAAUCAAUGUCAGUGAUUAUUCUUGUCAGCUACUCUAGAGGACCAAGGGGAAGUCGCGUGUGAUGUCCUGAAAAUGGGCAGAAAGGGACACCCACGUUCUUCAUGCUGCCCGUCUCCCCUGAUGGGGAUGCUGCGCCGGCUCCAAGCUAGAGGGAUUUACUUUUCUAACAGCUUUGGUUUUUAGUUUUCUCACAGUUGGCUGUGGAGAUUUCUUAGGAGAUUCUUUUAAAAACUUCUCUUAGGAUGUUUUGAGUCCCUCCUGCCCUGAUUGACAUGCAGGAUCAGUAUUAAGCUUGAAAGUCUGCUGUUCACGCUGAACAAGAGAGGCUAAGAAAUAUCCAUGGUUUUCCCUAAAAUGGCUCUUCCCUCAAGCCUUUCAGGAAUUCUUUUGUUCUGCCAGAUUUAACCAGAAGGUAACUUUAACUCACUUCUGACCAAAUAACACAGAGACCACACCCCAACACCAGAACCCACUGGACACCCUCUGGACACUCAGUAUGCCUGUGGACCAGUUCAGAAAAGAGAGAACAUGUGCUUAAGACAUUCACUAAGUCCUGGCAUGCCUAAGGGUUUGAAGGUAAUAAUCCAGCCAAGGACCUUUUCUUCCUAGAUUAAAGUAUCUACGAAGAAGGUUUCUAGUAAAAUGAGCAAGCCCGUAGUCCCGUGUAUUCUUAAUAGAAACUGGGCCAGAGCACCCCUGUCCCCAUGCAAGACCUUCCAGACCACCCAGAGCUGCCUUUCUCAUGCCACCAAGGUGGUUGCCACCUCACAGAGGCUUCAUUCUUCUAAGGGCUUGGACCAUUGCUAGAAGAAUUUAGGCUAGACAAGGUGAAGAUUGUGUAGGCACUGAGUGUGGGCAAACAUUCAGGUGGGUUGCAGAGGCUGAGAGAGGAAUCUUCUUUGGAGUCAUUUCAAAUUAGAAACCAAGGAUAUUCUAGUAGUCACUUGAUCUGACAGUGUCAGAAAUAACCUGAAGGGCUGGCCCUGUGGCUUAGCGGUUAAGUGUGCUCGCUCCGCUGCUGGCGGCCAGGGUUCAGAUCCCGGGCGCACACCAACGCACCGCUUCUCUGGCCAUGCUGAGGCCGUGUCCCACAUACAGCACCUAGAAGGAUGUGCAGCUAUGACAUACAACUAUCUACUGGGGCUUUGGGGGAAAAAAUAAAUA
Diceros bicornis minor is the source of this 8259-nucleotide messenger RNA. It is a transcript of the gene PRKCH, whose product is annotated as protein kinase C eta. The transcript is spliced from 14 exons. Gene Ontology annotation, molecular function: diacylglycerol-dependent serine/threonine kinase activity; ATP binding. Lineage: Eukaryota; Metazoa; Chordata; Mammalia; Perissodactyla; Rhinocerotidae. Gene Ontology annotation, biological process: protein phosphorylation. Bases 385 to 2430 code for a protein of 681 amino acids. The record is from RefSeq and is a predicted model, not a curated record.